GGUCUUUCUGCAGGUUGCCGGAGGAAGUAGUUCCGGCCCACGCUAGGCCGAUGGGUCCCUCCGCAGCAGGCAAAAUAAGAUGGCGACCUCGUCUAUGCCGGAGUCGGAGAGAAACGCGGCCACUGGAGCGUCAGAGUGAAGGCCCCAGACCCUGCGCACCCUUGCGGGGCGGCCCGCCGAGCCCAUGGAGGAAAACGAGGUGGAGAGCAGUAGUGACGCGGCCCCGGGGCCCGGCCAGCCCGAGGAGCCCUCCGAGAGCGGCCUGGGCGUGGGCACCUCGGAAGCCGUGUCCGCCGACAGCAGCGACGCAGCGGCAGCCCCCGGGCCCGCGGAGGCCGACGACUCCGAAGUGGGGCAAAGCUCGGACCGCGGCGGCAACUCUCUGGAGGAGGUGUCUGAGAGCAGCUCAAGCACGGACCCCCUGCCCCAUGGCUACCUCCCCGAUUCAUCUUCUGUGUCCCAUGGGCCAGUGGCAGGGGGGACCGGUGGCCCCCAAGCUCUCGUGCACUCCAGUGCCCUCCCCGACCCCAACAUGCUGGUGUCCGACUGCACGGCUUCUUCCUCGGAUCUGGGCUCAGCCUUUGACAAGAUCAUCGAGUCCACCAUCGGGCCGGAUCUCAUCCAGAGCUGCAUAACUGUAACCAGUGCUGAGGACGGUGGGGCCGAGACCACACAGUACCUGAUCCUGCAGGGACCAGAUGAUGGUGCCUCCAUAGCGUCGCCAAUGUCCAGUUCCACUCUAGUCCACAGCCUGGCAGCCAUUGAGGCCCUGGCCGACGGCCCCACGUCCACAUCCACAUGCCUGGAGCCAUCUGAGGAGGCACGGGGUUCGCCCAGCUCCCCAGCACAGCCUCCCCCAGCUUCUGGCACUGAGGAGCCAGAUCUACAGAGCCUGGAGGCCAUGAUGGAGGUGGUGGUAGUACAGCAGUUCAAGUGCAAGAUGUGCCAGUACCGGAGUAGCACUAAGACCACACUAUUACGCCAUAUGCGGGAGCGACACUUCCGUCGAGUAGCAGCAGCACCAGCACCAGCACCAGCUGCUAAGAAGGGACGUCCACGGAAGUGGGGUACCUCGACCAAGACAAAAGAGGAAGAGGCACCAGAGGAGGAAGAGGAUGAUGACAUUGUAGAUGCCGGUGCCAUUGAUGACCUAGAGGAGGACAGUGACUACAACCCAGCGGAGGAUGAGCCCCGCGGCCGGCAACUGCGACCCCAGCGCCCCACACCCAGCACACUGAGAUCCCGGAGGAGGCCUGGCCGGCCCCGGAAGCUGCCUUGCCUGGAACCCUCAGACCUCCCAGAGGGUAUGGAAGGAGAGCCUCUAGUGAGUUCCCAGAGUGGACAGAGCCCUCCAGAGCCACAGGACCCCGAGGUACCCAGCUCCUCAGGCCCAGGACACCUGGUGGCCCUGAGUAAGGCCGAUAGGGUCCCUGUGGAGCCCAGCGUGAGCCAGUCGGACGCAAAGAACUCAGCACCCACCUGCCAGGAAGAGCCCGACGCCCCACCCCGCCGCCGCGGCCGACCCUCCAGGCGCUUCCUAGGCAAGAAAUACCGCAAGUAUUAUUACAAGUCACCCAAACCGCUUCUGAGGCCCUUCCUGUGCCGCAUCUGCGGCUCCCGCUUCCUGUCCCACGAGGACCUGCGCUUUCAUAUAAACUCCCAUGAGGCCGGAGACCCCCAGCUCUUCAAGUGCCUUCAGUGCAGCUAUCGCUCACGCCGCUGGUCCUCGCUCAAGGAGCACAUGUUCAACCAUGUAGGCAGUAAGCCCUACAAGUGUGAUGAAUGCAGCUACACCAGUGUCUACAGGAAAGACGUUAUCCGACAUGCAGCCGUGCACACCCGGGACCGGAAGAAGAGGCCAGAUCCCACCCCAAAGCUGAGCUCCUUCCCCUGCCCUGUGUGUGGCCGUGUCUACCCCAUGCAGAAGAGACUCACACAGCACAUGAAGACUCACAGCACUGAGAAGCCCCACAUGUGUGACAAGUGUGGGAAGUCCUUUAAGAAGCGCUACACCUUCAAGAUGCACCUUCUCACACAUAUCCAGGCUGUCGCCAACCGCAGAUUCAAGUGUGAGUUCUGUGAGUUUGUUUGUGAUGACAAGAAGGCGCUGCUGAACCACCAACUGUCCCAUGUCAGUGACAAGCCCUUCAAAUGCAGCUUCUGCGCCUAUCGCACCUUCCGCGAGGACUUCCUGCUAUCUCACGUGGCUGUCAAGCACACAGGGGCCAAGCCCUUUGCUUGUGAGUACUGCCACUUCAGCACGCGGCACAAGAAGAAUCUGCGCCUGCAUGUUCGAUGCCGACAUGCAAGCAGCUUCGAGGAAUGGGGACAGCGCCACCCGGAGGAGCCCCCCUCCCGCCGCCGCCCAUUCUUCUCUCUGCAGCAGAUUGAAGAGCUGAAGCAGCAGCACAGUGUAGCCCCUGGACCACCCUCCAGCCCCCCAGGACCUCGCGAGGUUCCCCCAGAGGUAGCACCUUUCCAGUCACCUGAGAACCCCUCAUUGCUCUGUUCUGACACCCUGGGUGGCACCACCAUCAUCUACCAGCAAGUCUCAGGUCCCACCAACCCAGGAGCUGAGGAGUCAGCCGCCAUAGCCACACAGACAGCUUUGGAUCUGCUGCUAAACAUGAGUGCUCAGCGGGAGCUGGGAGGUGCUGCCCUGCAGGUGGCCGUGGUGAAGUCAGAGGAUGCGGAAGCACAGUUAGCAUCCCCUGGUGGGCAGCUCUCCUCAGCAAGUGCAGCUCCACAAGUGGUAACCCUCCACGUCGCAGAGCCAGGGGACGAUGUGGCAGCCGAGAACCAGCUAGGCCCCUCUGACCUACAGCAGAUCACCCUGGCACCCAGUCCAUUCGGCGGGGCUGGGUACAGUGUCAUCACAGCACCCCCUAUGGAAGAGGGGACAUCAGCUCCUGGCACACCCUAUAGUGAGGAGCCCCCAGGAGAGGCAGCCCAGGCUGUGGUUGUGAGUGACACCCUGAAAGAAGCUGGCACCCACUACAUCAUGGCAGCCGAUGGGACCCAACUGCAUCACAUCGAGCUGACUGCAGAUGGCUCCAUCUCCUUCCCAAGUUCUGAUGCCCUGGCCUCUGGAGCCAAGUGGCCACUGCUACAAUGUGGGGGGCCAUCCAGAGACGGUCCUGAGCCCCCAUCUCCAGCCACAACCCACCCGGUAGAAGACCCCCAAGGCUCUGCCUCCCCACCUCCGACAACUAGUAAAGCCCUGGGCCUGGUAGUGCCCGCCUCCCCACCAUCUGCAGCGUCAAAGAAGUUUUCCUGCAAGAUCUGUGCCGAGGCCUUCUAUGGCCGAGCUGAGAUGGAGAGUCACAAGCGGGCCCAUGCCGGGCCGAGUGCCUUCAAGUGCCCGGACUGCCCUUUCAGCGCCCGCCAAUGGCCUGAGGUCCGGGCCCACAUGGUGCAGCACUUAAGCCUGCGGCCCCACCAGUGUAGCCAGUGCAGCUUUGCCUCCAAAAACAAGAAGGACCUGCGGCGGCACAUGCUGACCCACACCAACGAGAAGCCUUUUUCAUGCCACCUCUGCGGGCAGCGUUUUAACCGGAACGGGCACCUCAAGUUUCACAUCCAGCGGCUACAUAGUCCUGAUGGGAGAAAGGCAGGGACCCCUACUGCUCGGGCCCCAGCUGGGACCCCCACCCAGACCAUCAUCCUGAACAGUGAUGACGAAACACUGGCCACACUGCACACCGCACUCCAGUCCAGUCAUGGGGUCCUGGGCCAAGAGCAGCUACAGCAGGCACUGGGCCAGGAACACAUCAUCGUGGCCCAGGAGCAGACAGUGACCAAUCAGGAGGAAGCCACUUACAUCCAAGAGAUCACCACAGCAGAUGGCCAGACAGUACAGCAUCUGGUGACCUCCGACAACCAGGUACAGUACAUCAUUUCUCAGGACGGAGUUCAGCACCUGCUCCCUCAGGAAUAUGUUGUGGUCCCAGAGGGCCAUCACAUCCAGGUACAGGAGGGCCAGAUCACGCACAUCCAGUACGAACAAGGAGCUCCAUUCCUUCAGGAGUCCCAGAUCCAGUAUGUUCCUGUGUCCCCAGGCCAGCAGCUCGUCACACAGGCCCAGCUAGAAGCUGCAGCACACUCGGCUGUCACAGAUGAUGGAACCCAAGUGCAGAGAGGCUAAGUGAGGAGCCCAAGGCCACAGAACCAGCACUUAGUGGAACUGGGACUCCAACAGGUCUGUCCCCCCAUAGCACAUGCUCAACCACUGGGUUCCAGAGUGCCAUUCCCAAGCCCUACUGGCCAACCCCUGCUCCUGCUAAGGGUGGAUGAAAACAAAGGCCAAGGCCAGGAGACAGUUACCUUCUCGCUGCUGGCACAGCUCCCGGUAGUGCUGCCGAAGCUUCAGGAUGAGCUGGGAGCGGAGCAGCUCCACCUCAGGAUGCGGGGGCAGCACCUCGGAAGGGCCCCGGUGCUUGAUGACAGCGUUGGUCUGGAUAUCUAGAUCCCAGUACACCCUAGGGGGAUGGAGAGGAGCAAUGAGGAAAGCAGAGAAAAGGGAGGAGGGGCACCCUACCCAUCACCACCACCUCAGUCGUAGGCACCAACAAUGGGUGUCCCCAAGCCAAUCAACAGGGACUCACUCAGUGGGUCGGAGGAGAGCUGCCUGCUGUUUAUCUUCAGGGGAUGUUCCCCAAAUCUUCAGUGUUGGGGUUCCUGGGAUGCUGGGGGAACUGGGCACCGGUGGACCUGUGGGUGUCACAGGGAUUUCGAUCUGGAGCAAAAGAGUCAAAGGCAUCAAGUUAGAAGAGCUGGCCGAUGGCUCCAGCGCUGUGUACACUGGGGCGCUGGGCACUGGGCUCCCCUCCUGACUGGCCUGGAAUGCCCAGCCCUUGCAGGGAACCUGCUAGCUGCCUACAGGAAGCUGCAGGCACUCACCUUGGGCUUCUUCACACCAUUGCCGCUUGGCUGCUCUUCUGAGAGCUGCCGCUUUCGGGACUUGUUCUCAGUUGGAGGGGUUUCCACCAAGCUUGAGUCUUGGGGCAGUGGGGUCGCAUUCAGCCCCAAAGGGUCCGACUGGAGGAGGGAGACCAGCAGAGUUGCAACCAGAGCCAGCAGCUUAGGAGUCCCAGUACUGCGGAAUCCUGAUGGCCCCCACCCCCUGCUCCGACUCCUCAGAGAAGAACAGGGGGCUGGGAUGCAGAACACUGGGCACUACUCCUGCCUGCUACUUGCAACUGUGUGACCUUGAGAGUUACUUCCCUUCCUAAUUCCCUUCAAAACGGCCAUGAUACCUCACCACUGAUUGAUGAUUAAACAAGUCAAUGAAUAUGACCAGCUUAAUGUGACAUCUGGCAUGAGGUCAGCACUCAACGUGUUAGUGUUUUCCUUAAGAACCAAAAAAAGUCAGGAAUGAAAGGAAAA
Molecule: messenger RNA, 5385 nt
Organism: Pipistrellus kuhlii (Kuhl's pipistrelle)
Lineage: Eukaryota; Metazoa; Chordata; Mammalia; Chiroptera; Vespertilionidae
Gene: ZNF335
Product: zinc finger protein 335
Exons: 28
Coding region: 185-4144 (1319 amino acids)
Biological process (GO): positive regulation of neurogenesis; brain development; regulation of gene expression
Cellular component (GO): nucleus
Molecular function (GO): RNA polymerase II cis-regulatory region sequence-specific DNA binding
Source: RefSeq, a predicted model, not a curated record